AUGGUCAAAGCCAUCGACGGAAAGGUCCGCCCUCUGGCGCCUUUCGACAAGACGCUCGAAAAGUCGACGCUCAAGGGCGCCUCGAGGAUCUACGUCAACCGGGACUCCCUGAUCCAGCUUACGGGGAGCGUCGACAAUGGACGGCGCUGUAUUGUCACGAGAAUCGCCGCUCAGGACGCGGCCAAGUCUGCAGCGACGGAGCCGUUGCGUCGGGAGGCCGCUCUCUGGACACUCGCUGACAAGAACAUCAGCCCCAACAUCAUACUCAUGAGCGAGGCGUACCGCGAGGCCUGCGGGUUCGAACUGGGUGACCAGAUCACGAUCACGAUGACGGAAAGUUCUGUGGUUCCUGACGCCGAGUCAGUGAGCAUCCUGCCUGUGACGACGUCUGAGAGGGAAAAGGCCGAGAUCAGCGCGUGGGAGGGGGCGUGGGUGGGAGUGAUUCGGUUCUAUCUUGGACGAGCUGAGCAGGUCUUUCCGGGCAUGAAAUUCGAGUGUGUGGCGCCUGGCUCAAAACAGAUCUUCAGGAUUACAUCCGUAGAUGGCCAGACACAUAACGUAGCCCGUUAUGUUGUCUCAACAAUACCCAGUAUCGUCUCCGGUGAGGAAGAGGAGCCUGUCGAGGAAGUGCGUGACGUGACGAAACUCAUCGUCCCGAAUAUCCCUGGUUUACAUGCAGAAGAGAAGAAAUUGCGGAGCUUUCUCCGCGGCUUCAACACCAAGUUCGUCUACAAGGGCCAGCAAAAAUCGUGCGGAAUCGUCAUCCACGGUGGACGUGGUACCGGCAAGUCGUACAUCCUGAACCGUAUAGCAGGUACGGGCUGGGGUCGGGUCUUCCGCAUCGAAGAGAACGACAAGUCGUCCACUGUUGAGGAGGUCUUCAAGCAAGCACGGGCGAUGAAGCCCAGUAUUAUUGUUAUUGACGGCCUCCAGGCCCUGAUUGGAAAGGACAGGGCAAACUCCACCGCCAUCACCCAGCGGUUGGGCCAGCAGCUUGACCAGCUGGCCGAGGAUGCUCUCAAGAACGGCACACUACCAAAGGUCGUGGUCAUCGCCACCUGUCUGGACUAUAUGACAGACGUACCUCCUGAGCUACAGAAGAGAACAAGAUUCGAGCGGAACAUUCCCCUCUCGAUACCCAACGCCGAGGGUCGACUUGAAAUACUAAAUUCAUUUGAAAUACCCAUUCAGCCAGAGGUUAAAGACGUGAUGCUGGCUAAGCUAUCACAACAAACACACGCUUUCAACGCAAGUGAUCUAGACAGACUCAUCGAAAACGCAAUGAUCAUCUCAGCAGAACGCCUUGAUCCAGACGAAGCCGGCUACGACGAGGAGGCAAUGGGACCGGCGUACCUCUCACGGGAGGACCUGGAGCAGGCCCUCCGCUCCACUAGGCCGACAGCUAUGCACGACGUGAAUCUCAAACCGCCCACGAUCCACUGGCAGGAUGUCGGCGGCCAGGAGAGCCUCAAGCACGCCCUGCGCAACAUGAUCACCCUCACGACGACAAACGACCCGACGGUCCAGAAGCUCAUCCUCACCCCGCCCAAGGGCCUGCUUCUCUACGGCCCCCCCGGCUGCUCGAAGACGCUGUCGGCGCAGGCCAUGGCCACCGAGUCCGGCUUCAACUUCUUCGCCGUCAAGGGCGCUGAGCUGCUCAACAUGUACGUGGGCGAGUCGGAGCGCGCGGUCCGCCAACUCUUUGAGCGCGCGCGCGCCGCGAGCCCGAGCAUCAUCUUCUUUGACGAGAUCGACUCCAUCGGCGGCCAGCGCGCCGGGGGUAAUGGUGGUGGCGCCGCCAAGAGCCAGGGCUCUGUCAAUAUGCUCACGACGCUGCUGACCGAGAUGGAUGGCUUCGAGGCGCUCUCGGGCGUGCUCAUCCUCGCCGCGACGAACCGGCCCGAGGCCAUGGACCCGGCGCUCCUUCGCCCUGGCCGCUUCGACCGGAUUGUGUACGUGGGCCCGCCGGACGCCCCGGGGCGGGAGGCCGUGUUUAAGUUGUACCUGCGCAAGCUCCCGCUCGCGGCGGACGUGGACGUGGCGGAGCUGUCAAGGCUGGCCGAAGGCUUCUCGGGCGCCGAGAUUAAGCAGAUUGUCAACGUGGCGACGGAACCAGCGUUGAGCAAGACGCUUAGCAGGACGCAUAUUGGCGGCACGGAGGAGGGUGGCGGCGGCGCCAGGCUGGACGGGGCGGCGGAGCAGGUGCAGGUUUGCAUGGAGGACAUUGUGGACGCCAUCAAGUCUGUUCCCAAGGGCAUCACGCAUCAGAUGCUGGAGGGCUACGAGAGGUGGUCGAAACAGUUUAUGAAGCACCAGAACCAGAAAUAG
Colletotrichum orchidophilum is the source of this 2328-nucleotide messenger RNA. RefSeq names its product ATPase. The transcript is spliced from 2 exons. Lineage: Eukaryota; Fungi; Ascomycota; Sordariomycetes; Glomerellales; Glomerellaceae. Gene Ontology annotation, cellular component: cytoplasm. Gene Ontology annotation, molecular function: ATP binding; ATP hydrolysis activity. The record is from RefSeq and is a predicted model, not a curated record. The coding region runs from base 1 to 2328 and encodes 775 amino acids.